CAGUUUCCCGGCUGUAUCCACGAAGAACUAGGCUCUGGAUGUGAAUCACUGUUAUCGUGAAGAGCAACUUCUACUUAUUGUUUUCUUGCGUUGCAAUGGACUUACGGCUGCUAGUUACUAUACAGUAGACUCGGGAAGUUACUCGCAUGCAUAUCUCUGAAUACCCAAGGGCGGGGCAACUCCGAUCACUCCUCUGCGCGUCAUUUCUGCUGCUGCAAGCUGCAUUUGGAGCAUGUCCAAGGGUCCUCGUCUUCUGGAAGCUCUGAAAGCCCAGCACAAUCGUAGUGAUACCACCGCCAACAGUGUUCACAACCCACCCAAUCUUCUUGCCUCUCAUUGCUGUCGUUGUCGAACAAUCCUCCGCAUCCCUGGCACUUGUUUUCAUCUCUUUCUUCUGUUACUGCAGUUUUUCGUUUGCCUUGGCGUGCAGGUUGCUUUCCUUUUUUUGCUUUUGCCAGUCUUUGCUGUUUUCUUUCAUCUUGUGCUUUUAUUCUAGAGUACGCCUCAUGACUUGUUAUGACUUCUCCAUAGUAUGCCAAGUCUACACGAGCAGAUGGCUUUGGCUGUGGUGGUGGAAUAGGCGUUCUUGUUUUCUGGAACAACUUGGAGAAGUGGUGUCUAAGCUGAAGUUUGAUUGCAGGAGUGGUAGCUGCUGUCGGAGAACGAGGGCUCUUGCAUGGUGUUCGUGUAGUAACGGCAUCUGCUGGACUAAUUUUUGCUUGAGGAAUGGCUGCAGCUGAUGGCUUUGGAUAUAAACCAGCUCCUCGAAAUGCACCUUGAAAUUGGUGUGGUUUCAUGGAUGUGUCUGUCAGCUGUUUUAGUAAUUUGGGAAAAAUUGUUUUACGGACACCUUGUCCCCUUGUUCUUCGUUUGUAGUCGAUCAGAAUUUUCUGCCAAUUUUUCUUCAUGGGAGCAAACACGCCUACAUCCAGAGGUUGUAAUGCGUGCGUGGUAUUUGGAGGCAGGGUUACGAGAAUGAUGUUGUAUUUUCUUGCCACAUUGAUGACAUCCAAGUUGAUGUGUGAAUAGUGUCCAUCGAAAAACAAGAUCACGCUGGGGCUAGUAUCAUCUGUGAAGUCUGAGUCAUCACUACUGUCACUGACAAGACUUGGUUCUGUUGUCGUCAGUGUAGUAGAUGGCUCUUCAUUUUCUGCAAUCAGUUUCAUCUUCUUGAGCACUGGUAUGAAGCCUUUUACAAACCAGCUGUAAAAGUUUUGUUUUUCCAUCCACCCGCUGGCUGAUACUCCAUACAUUGCUUCAGUAGGGCCACUAAGGGUCCAGGUAUGAUACAAGUGCUGAGCUUUAUAUAGAAUAUAGGGAGGGAUUUUGUCUCCAUUGGUAUUUCCACCCCAAUGGACAGUAAUGUAUUCACGUCCACUCCCUGCCAUGGUCUCAUAUACAGACUUAGCUCCUCUCCUAGCUAGGACCAUUCUAGAUGAGGAGGCUGUAGCAAAAGCGGUUUCAUCACAGUUCCAAAUUCUUUUGGACAGCUCUUUCUUACUCAGUUUAAACAACCCAGCCUUCCUGUAGAUCUUCUCGACAAAUUUCAUCCAACCCUCAAUUCUCUCUUUGGUCAAUGCCUUAGCACGUUUCUUUGACAGAUGUUGUGGUUUCCUUUGACUCAGUGCACUCUUCCGUCGCUUAAAGAAGCCAACAAACCAGUCAGGACCAGGUAAAUCAUCAGGAAAAGGAUUUUCUCUAGCAUUUGCUCUAAGGUAAUCUGAGAUGACGUUGCUGAGACUUGAUCUAUCAAGGGGAAACCCCAUCUCUUGCAGCACAAUGCAACAUUGCACUAUUUCUCUCUCUUCCUGGUAAGUCAAGACUGUUGGCCGUCCACCGUAUUGCGUUUUACUGACUCCCUUGUGAUGAUCGCGAAGGGUUGAGUAGGGAAUGCCGUACACAGCUGCCGUCUUCCUUAUGCUGUCCUGGUUUUCAGCAAGAUCUUGCAGUGCCUUUCUCAGGGCUUCGUCAGAGAACUUGUUCUUAAUUCCUUUAGGUUGAUAAUGUCGUACCAUUAUUGCAAAGUAAACGAAUAAAGCAGAUCAGAACGCAAGCGAAGUAAGUCUACGACUGUGACAAUGUGAUCGAAUUUUGGACUCUAAAGGAAGGGCAACGGUGCGUUUUGUCUGCAUCAACGUAUUUAGUGGUAGAGUGGGUUGCACAAAAUAGCAUUUAGUCUUUUGGAUUGUCUCUAACAAGAAAGUUUUUGGACCGCAAGUUCCGCUACCUAGGUCGUUCUCACAACAAACAAGCCGUUUGAGACACAACGGCAAGGACUUAGUGGUUAUGUCACUGCCUGCUAAAACCACGAAGGGUCGUCUACUUACGUGCUGUAAUGGGAAAGGCGUACGGUUUUCUCAUCAACAACGCUGAGCGGUUUACUGUCACGUGAUUGGAGUUACCCCGUGAUCGGAGUUACCCCGUAUUACCUUAUAGAUAGUCGCACGGAACGCCCACAAGAUGUCACGUCUAGCUGUGGUUACAGGUGCGAACAAGGGGAUUGGUUUUGCUAUUGUCAAACGAUUGUGCAAGGAGUUCCAAGGAGAUGUCCUACUUACAGCUAGAGAUCAAGAGCGAGGUGAGAAGGCUUACCAAGAAAUACAACAACAAGGAUGCAGCAACAUUAGGUUUCAUGCCCUUGAUGUCAGCGACACAUCAAGCAUCGACCAGCUGAAGACAUUUAUUGAGACCAAGUAUGGAGGUCUAGAUGUACUCGUCAACAAUGCUGGCAUUAUGUUUGGGCGGAGUUCAAAUGCAUCUUUUGCUGAGCAAGCUCGUGAAACAGUUAAAGUGAAUUUCACAGGCACGUUAAAUGUAAGCCAAUCUCUGUUACCUCUUCUUCGACCUCAUGCCAGAGUGGUGAAUGUUGGAUCUCAACUGGGAAAGCUAAAAAAUUUGAGUUUAGAUCUUCAAGCAAAGUUCUCAUCUGAUGAUUUAACAGUUGAAGAUCUUGUGUCUAUUAUGAAUCAGUUUGUAAGUGCGGCUGAAACAGGAAGCCACACUAGCAGUGGUUGGCCAAAUUCAGCAUACGGGGUGUCCAAAGUUGGUAUGAUGGCUCUCACUAGAAUUCAAAGUAGAGAAUUGGCAAAAAGUGGAAAGGAAGACAUACUAGUCAAUUUGUGUUGUCCUGGUUGGGUGCAGAGUGAUAUGGGAGGAGCAAAAGCACAUUUAUCUGUGGAUGAAGGUGCUGAUACCCCAGUAUUUCUUGCUCUUUUGCCACCAGGCAGCCCGUGUGGACAAUUUUUCUUCAAGAGAGAAGUUAUUCAGUGGUGAUAUUAUUAGCCCAGUAUGUGAUGUCAGUGAUGGUAUUAGACUUCUUUCUAUGACUACGAGUGUACUUUUUGUCAAAUACCUGGUACUUUAUCUAGAAACUUUUUGUCAAGUAAUGCAUGCAUCUUCAUCAGUGCAUUACAUGUUCUUGUCUGACGUCAACUUGAUUACUUUUCUGACGUCAACUUGAUUACUUUGACCUUGUAUUGAUGAUCAGUAUCAAAUACUGUGGGCAGAAAUUGCAUACUUGUUAGUAUGGCUGUGUUAUG
This is a messenger RNA of Corticium candelabrum, 3539 nucleotides long. Its product is annotated as carbonyl reductase [NADPH] 1-like. Lineage: Eukaryota; Metazoa; Porifera; Homoscleromorpha; Homosclerophorida; Plakinidae. The coding region runs from base 2461 to 3273 and encodes 270 amino acids. The transcript has 10 exons. The record is from RefSeq and is a predicted model, not a curated record. Gene Ontology annotation, molecular function: oxidoreductase activity, acting on the CH-OH group of donors, NAD or NADP as acceptor.